CGGCUGAAAUUUCAAUAUGGCAGCUCCCAUGAUUUGUUUGUGAGACGUGUCUAAAUUGACCUUAUUUUCGCUGUUAUCUUGCAAUCUACGGUGUGUCAUUACUAGAAAAUGAAGGCUACAGCUAAAACACCCCGUGCUGCAAUUAUCGGCAUUACAGUGACAUGUGUUUUUGGAAUUUUAUUAUCAAUAUAUGCUUAUCAUGUGGAGGCAAGUAUUCACAGUGAUCCAAGCUUCAGAGCUUUGUGUGACAUAUCCGAGAAGAUGAGCUGCUCAAAGGUAUUCAAUUCGAGAUAUGGCACUGGAUUUGGUUUGUUGGAGCAUAUUGUAGGAAAGGACAGCAUACUUAACCAGCCAAACAGUGUCUUUGGAGUUAUAUUCUACGUUGUCAUGGCAGCACUAGCUACAAACAUGUCAUACAGCUUGGUUGUACUUCAGCUGAUAACAGCGAUUGCGGGCGGGCUGGGAAGCGUCUAUCUUGCGUAUAUACUUGUUUUUAUUCUUGGAGACUUCUGUGUUGUCUGUGUAUCGACUUAUACUCUCAAUUUUAUAUUAAUUGUUUGCUCACUGAAAAAGUACAAUGCUGUCAGAAACAUUGCAGCUGUCAAGAAAGAGAAAAACAACAAGAAGAAAGCAAGUUAGGGGAAUUUUCUUUGUGGCUGCAUGUUGAUACUGGUUAUACUAAAUAUCUGUGUCUGUGAAUCAUUCUUUCGGAAAAUAAGGCAUAAACAGAACUACUGGAUUAUUGAUGGACCUGUUAUAUUUGUUUGUUACAGUACGUGGAAGAUCAAACUAUAUUUCACCAUGUAGACACCAGAUGCAGUAUUUUCACAACAUAUAAUGUAAAAACUGGUGUUCACAAGAAAUAAAUGGGCCGUUCCAUGAGAAAAUCUGUAUUAAAGACAAAAAAACAAAUAUUGAGAUAACAAAAUAAUCCUAAAAAACAAUCUUUUACCUUUCAGAUCUGAAAAUUUGAAGUAAUCAUCUUCAAUAUUUUAAGAGUUACAAGGCUUUUAAGUAAGUCACCGAAGGCAUUUUGAGAUGGGACUUUAAAAACGUCAUGAAAGUAAUAUGACAUCAUCAUGCAUGGCAUGCAUUUUUCAAGUCAUUAAUGCAACAAAUUAUGUAUAUCACUUGCUAAACGUCAUACAUUUGAAUAUUUAGGAACAGUUUAAAAUGGUUUUACUGAAAAAUAACUUAAACGUAUAUUUUUGGUUGCAUCACGAGCCUAGCUUUUAUCUAUACACCUCUGUAUUUUCAUAAUGCAUAGGUGCUUUGGAAUUUCCAUUGCCAUGACAACACAAAUAGCAUUUACUUGUAAGAUAUGGUAGAAUUUGAUAGGCCUUACAUAACUGUAUUACAAUGUACUUGUUUCUAGUUUCUGCAUGAUCAUAAGAAAAACAAUGUUAAUCCAGUAUUCAACAGUGAAUAAGCACACAGUUUUGGAAAGUACAAUGCAUGAUUUGUUUUAUAUUAACAUACAGUGAAAUCAUUAAUAUUCAUGGGGGACUAAUUUUCAUGGAUUUCGUGGUUGUGUCAAUCCACGAAAUUUAAUCCCAAUGAACAAGUAAAAUGCCAGUUCAUUUUAUGUUCAAAAGUUAAAAUCCACGAAUUCAUAAACCCAUGAAAUUGCCGUUUUGACUAAAACAACAAAAUUUCAUGCCCACGAUAUUAAAUGACUUUAUAGUACUGGUUAUGCGACAGACAAAUACAGAAAUCACCAUGUCAUUUGCAACUGUUUCUAUCAAAAAAGAAUGACUACUUUUGGGGUGUUUCUAAUGUUUGCUAGAAUAACUGGGUGUGAGUGUUGUAUCAAAAUGCCCAGAUGAAAUAUUUAUUCAUGGAAUUCUUUCCUUAAUUGCUUCAUGUUUUUCUUUUAAACACACCCCAAAAUGUGAUGCAUUAGAUUAGAUUUAGUCAGUUUACUUUAAAAGAUACUUAGUUGCAUUUUUACUUGUACUAAAUUACAUUAUGUUUAAUCACAGUGAAAUUACCAGAUAUAUUUCACUCAGUGUUUUAGUUUUUCACUGAAAAAGAAAUUGUACUACCCAGUAAGCCCUGAUCUCACUAUGACCCCUUCAAGGAUGAAUGGGUAUGUUGUUUUCCUCAGGGUCUGUUUGUUGGUCUGCCAGACUGUCCUUAGACCAUUUGGUUUCAGGUCAGUAAGUAGAGAAUGCUCUGUUUAAUUGUAGAAAAUAUAUGAUCAGUAUUUAGUAAAUGGGUGCUGAUUUAUUAUUGGGUCCUGGACUGACUAUAAAUGUUUUUUUAGCUCACCUGUCACAUAGUGACAAGGUGAGCUUUUGUGAUCACCCUUCGUCCGUCGUCUGUGCGUGCGUGCGUCAACAAUUUCUUAUCUGCACAAUAGUGGUUUCAUUUAUGAUUUUAUUUUAACCAAACUUGCACACAACUUGUAUCACCAUAAGGUCUCGGUUUCCUUUCUUGAACUGGCCAGAUCCCAUUAUGGGUUCCAGAGUUAUGGCCCCUAAAAGGGCCAAAAUUAGCUAUUUUGACCUUGUCUGCACAAUAGCAGCUUUAUUUAUGAUUUGAUUUUUACCAAACUGGCACACAACUUGUAUCACCAUAAGAUCUUGGUUCCUUUCUUGAACUGGCCAGAUUCCAUUAUGGGUUCCAGAGUUAUGGCCCCUAAAAGGGCCAAAAUUAGCUAUUUUGACCUUGUCUGCACAAUAGCAGCUUUAUUUAUGAUUUGAUUUUUACCAAACUUGCACACAACUUGUAUCACCAUAAGAUCUUGAUUCCUUUCUUGAACUGGCGAGAUUCCUUAAUGGGUUCCAGAGUGAUGGCCCCUGAAAGGGCCAAAAUUAGCUAUUUUGACAUUGUCUGCACAAUAGCAGCUUCAUUUAUGAUUUGAAUUUAAUCAAACUUGCACAAAACUUGUGUCACCAUAAGAUCUCGGUUCCUUUCUUGAACCGGCUAGAUCCCAUAAUGGGUUCCAGAGUUAUGGCCCCUGAAAGGGCCAAAAUUAGCUAUUUUGGCCUUGUCUGCACAAUCGCAGCUUCAUUUAUGAUUUGAUUUUAACCAAACUUGCACACAACUUGUAUCACCACAAGGUCUUGGUUCCUUUCUUGAACUGGCCAAAUUCCAUCAUGGGUUCCAGAGUUAUGGCCCAUUAAAGGUCCAAAAUUGGCUAUUUUGGCUUUUGCAGCCAUAUAGAGACUUCAUUUAUGGUUUUAUUUGAUACAAACUUCCAAAAUAUCUUCAACAACAAUAAUUCUUGGAUUCCAUGACAAACAGAUCCAAUUAUAGGUUCCAGAGUUAUUUUAUAUCUGAUUACCUCCCCUGAUUGUAAUCAAAAUGGAUUUAUAUCAGUAAGUACUUAUAGGACUUAUUUGAAAUUUCAUUAUUGUCAUUAGUUGGACUGAGACAAUCAGGGUAGAAUACUAUGGACUGAUUUUAUUUCAGAUUACCUCCCUUUAUUUCAAAUUAAAAUGGGUAUAUCUCCUUAACUAAUGAAGAUACUGAUCUGAAAUUUCAUUUAUGUCAACAGAUUUAUUUGGCAGAUCCUUCUUUUGUUCACUUACAAUAAUUUUUUUUAAUUACUUCCCUUUUAUGUUACUAUAAAUAGCUUAUUUUUAGUAACUUUUUUAUUAUUGGCCGUAGGGAAAAACCGAGACCACUUUUCUGUGGUACAACAUGGAUGGUACCUCCAAUUUUUAGGUGCAUUUUGACAUAUCUGUACCUUGUAAGAAUUUUUUUUUCUUUUUGGUUAAAUUUCUUCCCUUUGUUGUUCCUGUCCUUUGGACUUAGAUAUUUUUUCUGAGGACCUUCUUGUCCUCAAGUGCAAUGAUAACAGGUGAGCGCUAUAGGGCCAUCAUGGCCCUCUUGUUAUAAUUAUGUCUCCCACCACACAGUGGUGUGGGAGACAUAUUGAUUUACUCCAGUCUGUCUGUCUGUCACAAAGCUUGUCCGCACUCUAAGUCGAACAUUUCUCAUCCGAUUUUCACCAAACUUAAACAAAAUGUGUUUGACCAUAAGACCUCAGCCAAGUUCGAUAACUAGCUAAAUCUGCCAAGACACUUUGGAAUUAUGGCCCUUGACAAUAAUUUAUGAAUCACCUAGAUGUAUAAAAAUGCUGGUCUUCAUUCUCAGACAUGCACCAAAAACCAUUCAUCUUGUCCGCACUCUAAGUCGAAUAUUUCUCAUCCAAUCUUCACCAAACUUGAACAAAAUGUGUUUGACCAUAAGACCUCAGCCAAGUUCGAUAACUAGCUAAAUCGGCCAAGACACUUCGGAAUUAUGGCCCUUGACAAUAAUUUAUGAAUCACCUAGAUGCAUCAAAAUGCUGAAGUCUUCAUUCUCAAACAUGCACCAGAAACCAUUCAUCUUGUCUGCACUCUAAGUCAAACAUUUCGUAUCCGAUCUUCACCAAACUCGAACAAAAUGUGUUUGCAAAUAAGACCUUGGCCAAGUUCGAUAACUAGCCAAAUCGGUUAAGACACUUCGGAAUUAUGGCCCUUGACAAUAAUGAAUCACCUAGACUCAUAAAAAUGCUGAAGUCUUCAUUCUCAAACAUGCACCAAAAACCAUUCAUCUUGUAGACACUCCAAGUCAAACAUUUUUUAUCCGAUCUUCACCAAACUUAAACAAAAUGUGUAUGACCAUAAUUCCUCUCCCAGGUUCGAUAACUAGCAAAAUUGGCUUAGGCACUUCAGAAUUAUGGCCCUUGAAUUACUGAAAAUCAGCCAUAUUACUCUUCAAAGGUAUAUUUGUUGUGACUAAACAGUAUAAAAACACUGACUUAGUGUUUAGAUGAUUAGGCAGUUGUGGGAGACAUGCGCUUUUCUCAAAAGUAGCUCUAGUAUAUAUCAUCAUUAUUGACAAUACAAAUGCGCCGAAAGCCUAUGGUAUUUUCAAGUCUCAAACAUUGAACUGUAAAACUCUCUCUUUCUCACUCCAGAAUCUUUUCAGUCUCAAACAGUGGCCAGUAAAACUAAGUAGUGGUCAUAACAAGAGGGCCAAGAUGGCCCUAGGUCGCUCACCUGAGAAACACACCAUAACAGUGUAAACAUGUUUGACCUAGUGAUUUCACGGAAACAAAUAUUCUGGCCAAUUUUCAUUAAUGUGGUCUCUUGAGUUUAAACAAGUAUUUUCUUUGAUAUAAACUAGUGACCUAGUUUUUGACCCCAGAUGACCCAUAUUCAAAUAUGGCCUAGACUUCAUCAAGGCAAUCAUUCUGACCAAAAUUCAUGAAGAUCAAUUGAAAAAUACAGCCUCUAUCACAUACACAAGGUUUUUCUUUGAUUUGACCUAGUGACCUACUUUUAAACCCCAGUUGACCCAUAUUCGAACUGAACCUAGAUUUCAUCAAAGCAAUCAUUCUGACCAAAUUUCUUGAAGAUCAAUUGAAAAAUACACCUUCUAUCACAUACACAAGGUUUUUCUUUGAUUUGACCUAUUGACCUACUUCUUUACCCCAGAUGACCGAUAUUCAAACUUAACCUAGAUUUUAUCAAGGCAAAUAUUCCGACCAAAUUUCAUGAAGGUCAAUUGAAAAAUACAGCCUCUAUUGCAUACACAAGGUUUUUCUUUGAUUUGACCUAGUGACAUACUUUUUGACCCCAGAUGACCCAUAUUCGUACUGAUCCUAGAUUUCAUCAAGGCAAUCAUUCUGACUAAAUCUUAUGAAUAUCAGUUGAAAAAUACAGCUUCUAUCGCAUACACAAUGUUUUUCUUUGAUUUGACCUAGUGACCUAGUUUCUGACCACAGAUGACCCAUAUUCAAACUCGACCUAGAUUUCAUCAAGGCAAUCAUUCUGACUAAAUUUCAUGAAAAUCAGUUGAAAAAAUACAGCCUCUAUCGCAUACACAAGGUUUUUCUUUAAUUUGACCUAGUUUUUGACCCCAGAUGACCCAUUUUCAAACUCGACCUAGAUUUCAUCAAGGCAAUCAUUCUGACCAAAUUUCAUGAAGAACUAUUAAAAAUACAGCCUCUAUCGCAUACACAAGCUAUAUGUUGACAGAUGACAGACAGACAGACGCCGGACAUCGAGCGAUCACAAAAACUCACCUGAGCAUUUCAGUUGAAAAUCAACUAAAAUAGUCUUUAAUAUGAAAAUUAUGUUUUAUCUUAAUUCAGCACAUUUAAAACAUAAUGAAAAGUACAUUAGGGAAAAGUUCCAUCAGAGAAUGUUUACUUUACGGUAGCAUAAAUAAUUACAGUAAGGUUCUAGUGUUCUUUUUGGGUUGUUUUUGCUUUUCACAUCGUUUAUAUGGACAGUUUUCAUUUUCAUAAAAAAAAAAUAUUUAUCAUAGUACAAAUAAAAUGUGAAAAAGCCUGGAUCUUGAAUUUCCAUGUGGUAUUUUUUUCUUCAAAAUGAUCCCUGAUUCAUGAUUGUACUAGUUAGUGGAAUGUUUAACAGUUUUAUGCUUUAUUAUCAAUUCAUGUCUUAUGUUUUGUUAUGUAAAAACAGCUUGUGUAUACUUUGGUACGUUGAAUGCAUCUUGUGUUUAAAAAAAAUUGUGAUAAAAUGAAGUCUCAAAUACGUACUGUAUUAAUAAAUACUAUGACAUAUUGUUUGUAAUUUUUCGUUUGAUGUAUCCAUAACUUUUAUGUAUUUAUUAGAUCUGAGGUCCCUGUUGCCUUAUAUUUGUAGUGAAAAUAAUGAAUGUUGUUAUAGAUUUAGGUUUGUUGUAUUAACAAAAUUAAGAAAGAAGUUCUUUGAAUGAAGAACAUGGAGUAUAAUCCAGGUAAAUGCUAUUGCAGGACAAUAAGCUCAACAUUUACUAUUUUCGAAGAAAAGUUUGUUUUUACUGUAUCAUACUUGUAUUUUGUAAUGCAUUUAUUUGAUAUACUUCACCACAGGGAUUGCUGCAAUAUUUAUAAAAUGACUUCCCAUGAGUAAGUGAACCAUUUGUCUGUUAUAUUUAUAGAGCACCUGUGCAUAGCACAACAUAUUGUAACUUAAAAACCUAAAUCCUACAAAUAAAUAGAUAUUCAUGUAAGGUAAAGCUUAAAAUUUACAUGCAUAUUUUAAAAGAGCAGUGGCCAAAACAUACUGUAGUUUAUGGAAAGAGUAAGUUUACAAGAUCAAUCAAAGUUUUGAACCAGUAAUGCAGACAGUGCUCUAUAGAUAAUGCAGACAGUGCUCUAUAGAUAAUGCAGACAGUGCUCUAUAGAUAAUGCAGACAGUGCUCUAUAGAUAAUGCAGACAGUGCUCUAUAGAUGCAAAUGAUGGUUUCCUUUCCAAACCAUUAGCAGAAGUAUGUAUACAUGUGGUGAACCUGUGGAUUAUAUCACAGAAUCCGACAUAUUGAUUUUGUUUUCUAUCACUUGAUCUCUUAAUAAUUAUUGUAAAUAAUAAUAGAUACAAGCAUAAGGGAAUAAACACCACCACAUUGCUUUAGAGAUACAUAGUUUUUCAUAGAAACGCUUACAGAUAUGUUUUUUUCUUCAUAGAAAUGCUUUACAGAUAUGUUGUUUUUCAUGGAAACAUCUUUAAAUACUUAAAUCAAAUAUAGUACCAGUCCUAGCAUAGCUAGCUUAUAGUUUAAAGCAAUGUCCCAAAUAUGUAUUGUUUUAGAUAUUUGUACUGUUACAGUGCCUUUGUCAGUGUGAAUAAAAUAUCAGCACUUUA
Messenger RNA from Mercenaria mercenaria, 7589 nucleotides. RefSeq names its product vitamin K epoxide reductase complex subunit 1-like protein 1. Lineage: Eukaryota; Metazoa; Mollusca; Bivalvia; Venerida; Veneridae. The transcript is spliced from 3 exons. Gene Ontology annotation, biological process: vitamin K metabolic process; peptidyl-glutamic acid carboxylation. The record is from RefSeq and is a predicted model, not a curated record. The coding region runs from base 109 to 639 and encodes 176 amino acids. Gene Ontology annotation, molecular function: vitamin-K-epoxide reductase (warfarin-sensitive) activity.